Fusarium musae is the source of this 1314-nucleotide messenger RNA. RefSeq lists its product as uncharacterized. NCBI's taxonomy places the organism in Eukaryota, Fungi, Ascomycota, Sordariomycetes, Hypocreales, Nectriaceae. The coding region runs from base 1 to 1314 and encodes 437 amino acids. The record is from RefSeq and is a predicted model, not a curated record. The transcript has a single exon. Gene Ontology annotation, molecular function: protein binding.
AUGGACAUGGAUGGUCCUGAAUCGGCAAUUGAACCAGCACCCUCACACCCAGAGUUGCAGCCGAAUGAUCUGCAGGAUCAGGACAGGGACUGUGAUCAGCAGCAGAAAGCACCAUCAUUAAACCUCAUCGCUGAAAAUCAAAUCAUUCAGCCUGAUAAUGACAUAAACAACCAAAAUUACUAUACAUCUGCACAAUGGACUGCCGAUGGAACAUCACUCAUCGUAUCAUCUGCCAUCAACUCCAUAUCCACCUUUGUCCUCCCUGAAGAUCUUCUCGACCCAUCAGCUUCACGCCCGCGACAGCUCGAGUCUCAAUCCUCAAUAUCACUCCCUGAGCCCUCUCAAACGAUCAUCCCGGCGCCCUUCUACUCUCUAGCUGAGCCAACCUCGCAAACAGUCCUCGUAGGAUGUCGUGAUCAUCCUAUUCAGCUCUACCAUCUCUUCCCUCCAGAUGAUGAUGGCCUCGCGUCGCGUUCUGCCCCACUUGCUUCGUAUAAAUUAAUACGUUUUGAAACAGAAGAGUAUAUCACGCCCUCAUCUAUCCUCUGGGAUUCACCCGGGACGCAUUUCCUCGUCGGCUCAACGAACCGGCUUGAUUACUUUGACAUGACUCGACCAGGAUCAGAUGGUCCGAUACUUACUAUACCCACCAUCCCUUCUAGACGUCAUAUACGGAAGGGAAAUGGAGUUGGUAUGAAGGGCACUGUCGCUGCUCUCGCUUCCUCGCCUGUGGAUGGUAAUGGGAGCUCUAUUAUUGCUGCAGGGACAUGGACACGGUGGAUGGGAUUGUAUGAUACGCACCGCUCAGACAAGGUUAUUGCAAAUUGGUCUCUCCCUCGCUCUGAGGACAUGCCAGGUGGAAUAGGAGGUCAGGGAAUUGUUCAGGUCCGCUGGAGUCCAUGCGGCCGAUAUAUGAUCCUCAACGAGCGCCAUGCCUCUGGUCUGAUUGUGUAUGACGUUCGCGGAACGGGUGAACUCCUCUGCACACUUCGAGGUCGGAGUGCACCUACACAGCAGAAGAUGAUGGUGGAUGUCUUUGCCGGCGAUCCCUAUGCUGAGUUCCCAUCUUUCGAGGUCUGGGCAGGCACACAAGAUGGUGGUGUUGCAGUGUGGGAAGGCGUUGGCUCUCAAACUGGUGUUGUCGAUCCAUCAUGGACAUGGAAGCCCCAUGGUGCGCCGGUAGGAAGCACUGCUUUGCAUUCGAGCGGUUCUGUAGUCGCAACGUGCUCAGGAGGAUGGGGUUUUAGAGACGCGUCAGAGACGAAGACAGUGUUCGACGAGUCUAGUAUCAAGAUCUGGACUAUAGGAGGCUGA